This is a messenger RNA of Lampris incognitus (smalleye Pacific opah), 3315 nucleotides long. RefSeq lists its product as uncharacterized. Gene Ontology annotation, biological process: regulation of translational fidelity. The transcript has 9 exons. Bases 50 to 2572 code for a protein of 840 amino acids. Gene Ontology annotation, cellular component: membrane; cytoplasm. The record is from RefSeq and is a predicted model, not a curated record. Lineage: Eukaryota; Metazoa; Chordata; Actinopteri; Lampriformes; Lampridae. Gene Ontology annotation, molecular function: double-stranded RNA binding; tRNA binding; nucleotidyltransferase activity.
GCGCCUAAAAUAUGCUCUCCACACAGUAAACUGUACACGACUGUCUGAGAUGGCUGAUGUCGGGUCGCUUCAUUUUUCCGUGGGUAUUUUGGGGAUCUCUGGGGGUUCUCUGCUGCUCCUAGUGAACAGCUAUGCCAGCUCUCCUCUGGAAGAUUUCAUCCCCCAUACUGCACUAGGGAUUCUGCUCCUUCUCAUUGCAGCUCUAUUAGCUUAUGCAGGUGUCCAUCGAGCCUUGUCUCACAUCCAUCUGUUCUCCAGCCUACUAUGUCUGACUGUUUCCGGCCUGUGGUGUGGUUCUGGCCUGGUGUACAUCCUGGUGGGACAGAGGGUGCUUGAACCCAGAGAGCUGAGAUCCUCUCUGGUCCCAGGCCUGGCAGCAUUCACCCUCGCCCUCUUCCUCAUUGGCAUCGUAGCACUCUUGGCCAAGAAAGCAGUUCUAUCUGUCAUAGCUCUCUGCAUUAGCCUUGCUUGUGCUCAUCAAAUUGCUGCUUUGUCAGCCACUGGUUUUGGCCAAUCUGCUGUAGCUGCUAACUAUCUCUUUGUUUGUUUUGUAGGGGGUUACUUUGGUUUUGGGCGACUGUUGUCCCUUAUCACCCACGGUAAAGUUGAGCUUCCAGGAACUGGCUUGAAGAGAAAAACUGAGCAGAAAACAGUCCAUAACCAGGACUGCAAUAAUGUGGUGUUGGUGGGCUUAGUAAUGAACUUGCUGUCUGCCUGUGUUUUAGCCUGCCCCCUUUUACAUGUGGUCCCUCAACUCUUCACAGGUCAUGUACCCUGGCUGUGGACAGCUGGGGUCUUUCAGCUUGGUGUGUGUGUCCUAUCUUACCGCAACAUGGACCCACUAGCAGCCACCUUCUAUGGCUUCAUGGCUCUGCUGAGGUUUGCUGAGGGAUACAGUGCUCUCCUUACUUUCUAUCCCAUUCAGCCCUAUUCACCUGUUCCUUUCCCUGUUGUGUUCUCUAUACUAUUCUUCAUCCUGGCGUUGUUUAGCUGUCAGAAGAGCCUGUUGGAGGGUUUUUACCAGCUAUUUUUUGUGGCCUAUUGCAUCUCCAUCGCUGCCCAGCCCAAAGGUUUUUUCCAAGCAGGAACCCAGGGUGUACAGGCAGCAAUAUUUGUGGUCUCUGCCGGCAUGCUUUUUGUCACUGCCUUCAAUAAGAUCUCCACCACCAAGAUUCCCACAGGGCAGGGCUUAUUCACAGUUUUGGCGACCAGGAUGAAUGGCCUCACUCUCAGACCACACGAUAAAGACCUUAACGCACCUUAUCUGGGCUACUCCAAAUACGCUGAUUCAGAAGCAUUAGGCCAUGCCUGCAGUGUGCUAGCUACUUUUGCCAUCACAGCCACUGUUGGUGAGAGACAUCCUCUCUUUGUCCUUGUCCUGCCUUGGGUGGUAGUGGCUGGUGGGGUGCUCCAGCUGAUUUGUGGGUCAGUGGCUUUCUCACGUGGUAAAACUUUUGAAAGCACAGCUUUUAUGCUUUACGGGAUGAUGUGGACAAUAUGGGGGUUGACACGAUAUGGAGGCCUGUAUGGUGAAAACAGAGGUUUUAAUGUCGCUGUUGGGAUUAUCAGUUUCAUGUUAUUUAAUGGUUUAGUAACAGCUGCAGCGCUGUUGGUUAAUGUAGCCUGGUUUGCCUAUGCCUUCUGCUUCCAACUCAUACUUAUUAGCUUCCUUCUUGACGCAGUCGGGGCCCUGCCCUUUGGUUAUGACAUUGGUGUCACCAUCAUCUUUGGCUUUGUUAGUUUCUACUGUUUCAUGGCUCACAUCUUCAACAGCACUUUCCAGUCCCCUCAAAUCCCCUUAGGGAAACCCUUAAUUAAGCUGAGUGGGGUAGGAGGAGGCACAGAUGUCUGUCCACAUGUACAAGCCCGCAAAGCCACCUCUGUCCUGGAGAUCGCAGAUAUUAUGAAAAAUGGCGGCAUAUGUGGAAUGCCUACAGACACCGUCUAUGUGUUGGUGGCAGCUUGUAAUAGACCUGAUGCUGUUGUGAAAGCUUUCAAGGUGAAGAAGCAGGCCCAAGACCGGCCCAUGUCUCUGUGGAUCUCUUCCAUAAAGCAGCUAGAGCUGGUCAGACACCUGCUGAGCCCAUUACUCUUGGACUUUAUGGAAGCGGCAUGGCCCUCUUCCAUCAGCAUGGUUAUACCCAGAGGCCCAUGGAUGGACACCUUUGGUUUAGGGGAAGCAGCCAUACACAUUGGGACUCCACAAAGCAUUGCUAUCAGAAACCCAGACUGUGCAGUGGCCACACACCUGAUAAAUCUGGUGGGACCCAUUGCGGUUACCUCAGCUAACCCUACAGGGGAGGCAGACACGACCCAUCACAACCAGGUUUAUGCAAAGCUGGGUAACAAGGUGGACGGUGUGCUAUGCGAUGGGCCCUCCCCAGAAAAUAUUGCCUCUACUGUGGUUGACUGCACCAAGAUUGAAACAGGAAAUAUUGGCUUCUUCAGAGUGGGUCUAAUCCCUAAAACUAAGGUUCUCCAAAUCUUCGAGGAGGUGAAAAGGCGACACGAACAGGGGGUGACGAAUCCUGGUUUUGAAAGUGAUGUUUCAGACUCUCAACCGGACACAUAGUCAGGGGAGGACAGACAACGUAGCAGAGGAGGAGGCGGGGGGAGUAACAAAACAACCUCGACACCGUGUUCAUUUUCACCCGACCUCCCCGGUCCUGACCCAACCUGUCACCAGAAAUGUGCCACAGAAACACGCAAAUCAGUACUAAAUACUGCCUGAAAGGAAAACAUGAUGUGGCGUAUGAGAAGAGACAUUGCUGAAUGAAAAAAGUUCUUACAUUGACAGACAGUUAACUGUAAAUAGUCUAUAAAGUUUGUAAUUAUAUUUGAUCACGUAGGGAGAGACGAACAAUAACCUUUUUUUAAAAUGUAUUUAAGAUUCAUUAUAACUCGAUGCAGUAUUUUCAUUUUGCUCUAGUGAUGGAAGGUGUCUGUGUGAGAGAAAAAUAAAUGUGUAAACUUGCACACUCAAAAAGAAAGCGCUCUGUACUAUGAUGUUUCAUGUUGUAUCCCACGUGUUCUGAAAUCACAGUGGCCAGCGUCCUUUGGUCAUAUUUUACAUGAUGCAGUAUUUUAAUUAAAUGUCGACUUCAUUUCUCAUGACAUGCUCAUUACAGUGAUUAAACUUUCCUUGAUUGCAAGUUUGUUUCUUUUUUUAUGUUUGCAUUUUUCCUGUUCUUUUCUUAUACUGGCGUGUUACCCAAAGGAGUAGCAUCAUUGUUUUAGUCAUAUCGUUUAUACAGAAAUAAUGCUCACACAAUCCCCUUAAACAAAAUCCUAAAAGACAAAAUGGUCAGAAAUAAA